This is a messenger RNA of Schistosoma margrebowiei, 2302 nucleotides long. The record is from the annotation of a GenBank genome assembly. NCBI's taxonomy places the organism in Eukaryota, Metazoa, Platyhelminthes, Trematoda, Strigeidida, Schistosomatidae.
AUUCAAUCAAUAAUGUGUAACGCGUUUGAAAUCUCCCGCUACGGUUUUCUAGAGAAUAUAUGCUAAACAUUAUUUGCAGUCCUAAUUUCGAAUUCCAAAUCUUUAUCGGUGCUUUGCAAGGGUUCGUAGUCUCAGAACACGAGACCAAGUUGUUCACAUUCAAAUCCUUCCUACACCUCGUAGUCUCAUAAUUUUCUUGGAUAUAUUGCUCUCCAUAAUUCCUUAGCAUACGACGUACUUUCUGGUUAGACGCAAAUCUACCAAAGGCUGAACGUUGAAACUUCCUUUUUACCAAAUUAACAUGUGGUUCACCAAACUUAAAAGUUUAAACCCUAUUUUGAUGUCCCAAGCCUUUCGGAGCUCUACCAAAGCACAUACUUUCGACAUAGCCAUUGUUGGAGGUGGGAUUGUGGGUUUAGCAACGGCUCGUGAAUUAGCACUUCGGUUUCCAAGAUUUCGGUUCGCCCUUCUGGAAAAAGAAGAAGAAUUGGCGAUGCAUCAAUCUGGCCAUAACAGUGGUGUUAUUCAUGCAGGUAUUUACUACACUCCUGGCUCUCUAAAAGCUAAGCUAUGUGUUGAAGGUUUGAAGAAGUCGUAUGAAUAUUUUGAAGCAAACAAUGUGCCUUACAAGAAAUGUGGGAAAUUAAUCGUUGCAGUUAAUGAACUUGAGCUUCCGCGUCUAGAAAAGCUGUACAGUUUUGCCCAGCAAAACGGUGUGCCCAAUGUUUCUUACAUUUCAGGUGAUAAAAUAAGAGAGAUCGAACCUAACUGUGUUGGUUUAAAAGCAAUUCAUUCUCCUGAAACAGGUAUAGUUGAUUGGAGAACAGUAACUUUAUCAUAUGCCAAAAAUUUCGUUGCGUCUGGUGGGAUUAUAUAUAAGUCCUUUAAGGUAGGCGAAAUCUCAGAAACGAGUGAAAAUGUGGAUUACCCUGUUUUGAUCAAGAACAUUAAUAGUGGAUCAAACAAUUCAGCUCAUAUUUCACGAGUCACAUGCAAGUAUGUGAUUACUUGUACAGGUUUGCAGUCUGACCGUGUUGCUAAGAUGUCUGGGUGUUCUCCAAAUCCUGUCAUCAUACCGUUUCGAGGUGAUUAUUUAGUUUUGAAAUCUGAAAAUUCCCCUUUAAUAAAUGGAAAUAUAUAUCCUGUUCCUGAUCCCCGUUUCCCAUUCUUGGGUGUCCACUUCACUCCACGUUUAGAUGGAUCCGUUUUGCUUGGGCCAAAUGCUAUCCUAUCAUUAAAUCGGGAAGGUUAUGGACGUUUCGAUUUUAACUUCAAAGAUUGCUUUGAUCUCGCAUCUAACCCUGGACUUCGGAAACUCAUUUUCCGUUAUUUACGUUUUGGUGUGAAUGAAAUAAUUGAUGGUUUAUUUAUUAAUCGCCAGGUCAAGCGGCUUAAGAUGUAUGUACCUAGCUUAAAUGUUAAAGAUGUCGCCAGGGGCCCAUCUGGAAUAAGAGCCCAAGCGAUUGACUCAGAUGGGACGUUAGUGGAUGACUUUGUAAUUCAUUUUGGCGAUGGCAAGAUUGGUAAAAGAAUUAUGCAUGUACGUAAUGCACCAUCACCAGCCGCAACAGCCUCUUUGGCUAUUGGUUGUGUACUGGCCGAUAAAGCACAAGAGUGCUUUGAUCUAUCUCUUAGCGAAUCAAGAAGUUUUGUUUAGUGUUCUGUGCACGUUCCUUGAUGCAAAUUUGGCCUCUUCUGUUUUAAUUUCUAUCAUCUAAAAGAACAAAUGGCUCUUGUUUCCUGAUCAUUUACUUUAAUUUAGCGUCUAUUUUCUUCUCAGGGGAAUUGAACAUUAGUGAAUUGUUUGUGGUUACUUUGAUAAUGAUUCUCUAUCCUUUAAAGUAUCUGGUCUGUAUUAUUACAAAUGAUCAAAAAUUACAAUAAUUUAGAUUCCGAAGUAACAAUUUUCAUUUACCUUACUAUCUAUUGCUCAGUUGAUCUAUUGGUUCAACAUUGUAUCGAACUGUGUUAUUUUGUUGUAAUUACUAGAUAUAUGAUACGGUAUCGUAAACAAUUAUAAGUACUCCUGUAAUUGAUGAUUAAUUUUAGUAUAGAACUAUUCCUGUAAAUCAUUUUGUUUAUUUGCGACCCUAUUUUUUAUACGUAGAAUAUAGCCAACCAACCCAACACAUCACAUGUUUACAAAAUGAGUGUUAUGAUGAAAAGUAUGCAUAUUUACAAUCACUUGAAAAAUGACCACUUAUUAAUUGAACAUUAGUUACGUGAUGUGGUCUUACGCUUUUCUUGUGCUGAUUCCAAAGUAUUUGUAUGGUAUUUAUUUAAUAAACAAUGAUGUGAAGAA